AUGUCCCACGCUCACAUCCACCUCGCACUGUUGCCGCCGUUCUCCUCUGCUCCUCUGUCUUUAAUCUCACAGCCCUCCUCUGCUCCUCUUUCUCUAAUCUCAAAGUCCUCCUCUGCUCCUCUGUCUUUGAUCUCAAAGUCCUCCUCUGCUCCUCUGUUUUUUCCAGUGCUGCUGCUGAACUCUAAGGAGACGCAGGCGGAGCUGGGCUGGACCUCCUUCCCCCCGAAUGGAUGGGAGGAGAUCAGUGGUGUGGAUGAGAAGUACAAGCCCAUCCGGACGUACCAGGUGUGUAACGUGAUGGAGCCUCUGCAGCAGAAUAACUGGUUGCAGACUGGUUGGGUGGCGCGGCGAGGAGGACAGAGGAUCUUUGUGGAGCUCCAGUUCACUCUCAGAGACUGUAACAGCAUCCCAGGCGUGGCGGGGACCUGUAAAGAGACCUUCAACCUCCUGUAUGUGGAGGCGGACCGAGACCUGGGCAGUGUGACCAGAGAGGACCGAUACACCAAGAUAGACACCAUCGCAGCCGACGAGAGCUUCACGCAAGGGGAUCUGGGAGAGCGCAAAAUGAAGCUCAACACUGAGGUGCGUGAGAUUGGCCACCUGAACAGACAGGGUUUCCACUUGGCCUUCCAAGACGUUGGAGCCUGUGUGGCCCUGGUGGCUGUAAGGGUGUACUACAAGCGGUGUCUCUCCACGGUGCAGAACCUGGCGGUUUUCCCGGACACGGUGGCGGAGGCGGCGUUCGCUACGCUCGUGGAGGUACGGGGCGUUUGCGUCAACAACUCAGAGGUGGACGCCGACAGUCCUCCCAGAAUGCACUGCAGCGCCGAGGGGGAGUGGCUUGUGCCAAUCGGCAAAUGCAGCUGCAGCGCAGGCUUUGAGGAGGGACACAGCAGCUGUGAAGUGUGUGAUGAGGAGUACGUUUGGAGCAGAGACUGUACACAGAACAGAGGGAAGUGCUCAUAG
Messenger RNA from Knipowitschia caucasica, 966 nucleotides. The record is from the annotation of a GenBank genome assembly. Lineage: Eukaryota; Metazoa; Chordata; Actinopteri; Gobiiformes; Gobiidae.